AUGGAGAGAAUGGUGGAGUGGGUUACCUGGAUCUACGGUUACGGUCGCCAGAGCUGCGGCAGGAGAACUUGCAGGUGA
Messenger RNA from Spirodela intermedia, 78 nucleotides. The record is from the annotation of a GenBank genome assembly. NCBI's taxonomy places the organism in Eukaryota, Viridiplantae, Streptophyta, Magnoliopsida, Alismatales, Araceae.